Messenger RNA from Saccostrea cuccullata (small rock oyster), 3599 nucleotides. RefSeq names its product sodium/hydrogen exchanger 8-like. Gene Ontology annotation, cellular component: plasma membrane. Gene Ontology annotation, biological process: potassium ion transmembrane transport; sodium ion import across plasma membrane; regulation of intracellular pH. The record is from RefSeq and is a predicted model, not a curated record. The transcript is spliced from 16 exons. The coding region runs from base 1 to 1821 and encodes 606 amino acids. Lineage: Eukaryota; Metazoa; Mollusca; Bivalvia; Ostreida; Ostreidae. Gene Ontology annotation, molecular function: potassium:proton antiporter activity; sodium:proton antiporter activity.
AUGUCCUAUAUUGAAAAGCAAAAUGCCAUCAAGCCCCCAAAUCCAGAAGAAGUUCCAAGCCUCCAAAUUGAGGAUGGAUCUAUGAACAUGAAUGACAGCAUGAAAAAUGACACAAACAGUACAGAUAUCUUUAAUGUAUCAACAACCAUCUCCACGUCUACACUCCCCACUACCAAGCGUGUACCGGUGGACCUCCCCAAAAAAGGAUCGGCGGAGGAGGAGCACCACAGCAGCUUCACCAUCUUCUUCAUCCUCCUCCUCGUCGCCUUAUCAAUUUUGACAACUCAUAUGCUCAUUCAAACCAGAUUUCAUUAUUUGCCAGAGAGUAUAGCAGACAUAUUAUUAGGUGCAUUUGCAGGAUUGUUAUUAAAACUGACACAUUCAGGAAAUGGACAGAAUGCUGAAGCCUUUAAUCCAACAGUUUUCUUCAUAGUAUUACUGCCACCUAUUAUUUUUGAAUCUGGAUACAAUUUACAUAAGGGUAACUUUUUCCAGAAUAUAGGUUCUAUAUUGAUUUUUGCCAUUCUUGGGACAGUUGUGUCAGCUCUAGUGGUGGGAGGUGGGAUUUAUUUACUUGGGCAGGCCCAAGUGGUGUACAAGCUUAGCUGGAUAGAAUCCUUUGCCUUCGGGUCCUUGAUCUCCGCCGUGGACCCGGUGGCCACUCUAGCCAUUUUUCAUGCUCUGGACGUGGAUCCAGUACUUUACAUGUUGGUGUUUGGAGAGAGUGUCCUGAAUGAUGCAGUGUCCAUUGUACUUACUACUACUGUGUUAGAGUAUGCUGAUCCCUCAGUACAGAUCACUAACAAAGCUGAGGCUGUUUUCUCCGCAGCCGGCAGAUUUCUUGUCAUGUUCUUUGGUUCAUCAGCUAUAGGAGUUGUGUGUGGCUUAAUCAGUGCAUUACUAUUAAAAUACAUAGACUUGAGGAAAACUCCCUCCCUGGAGUUUGGACUCAUGUUAACAUUCUCAUACUUGCCAUAUGCUUUAGCUGAAGGAAUUCAUUUAUCUGGUAUAAUGGCCAUAUUGUUCUGUGGCAUUGUGAUGUCUCAUUACACUCAUCCAAACUUGUCCCCCGUGACACAAAUCACGACCCAGCAGACAUUCAGAACUAUAGCCUUCAUUGCUGAAACCUGUGUGUUUGCCUAUCUUGGCCUAGCCCUUUUUAGUUUUAAAUUGACAGUUAAACCUGCAUUUGUGAUAUGGAGCAUAGCUCUGGUACUCAUAGGAAGAGCUUGCAAUAUCUUCCCUCUGUCAUUUAUCAUGAACUACUUCAGGGAACAUAAAAUCCCCAGAAAGAAUCAGUUUAUUAUGUGGUUCAGUGGUUUACGUGGUGCUAUAGCCUUUGCCCUCAGUCUACACCUGGAGUUUGAGCAGGAGAAGAGGUACGUCCUAGUCACGGCAACACUCAUCAUCGUUCUCUUCACCGUUAUAUUCCUGGGAGGGAUGACUCUACCAAUGAUGAAGUGCUUAGAAGCAAAAAAGAAAAAGAAGAAGAAAUCAGAGAGGGAGGUCUCACUCAGUAAAACAAAGGAAAUGGGAGAGACCGUGGACACAGAUCAUUUAUCUGAACUGACGGAGGAGGAAUAUGAGGUGGGGUACGUUAGACCUCACCAGAAGGGGUUUAUGAAGAUUGACACUAAGUACCUGAUACCCUUCUUCACAAGGAGAUUUACCAAACAGGAAGUAAAGGAGGGAAGGACCCAGAUUAAUCACCUGGCCACUCAGUGGUACCAAGACGUCCGAGCUGUCCCCUCAGAAUCAGACUCAGAGGACGAGGCAGAAACCAGCCUUAUCAACCCCACUCCGGAAGUCAACCAUCACUGAUCUCAUACUGCGCAGUGUUACAGGAAAUAUCAUUAGAAAAUGGUGGUUUCAUAUUGUUAAGGAAGCUGGACUUUCAUAGUUAUGUGUUCACAGACUCUUUUGUCUUGGAAGUUGAAAACAGGAAAUACCUUAACUUCAUGUAUGUGAAUUUACCACUGUAAAUUCUUUGAAAAAAACGGUUUGCUCAAACUUGUGCAUGUAAAUGUACUUGUUAGUAACAUAUACAUUGUUAUGAUCUCUCAUCUUUACCAAAGAUCAUCAUGUAGAACAUACUUAUUUUCGAUCUAUAUUACAAAGAUACCAUUUACGUUAUUUAAUAUGCUCCUGUAAAGCUAAUUUAUUCAUAAUGAAUACUUGAGUAAUAAUAUUUGUGAAAAAUAAGAUUUUGUGGUGGAUGUAUAAAUUCAUUGGUCUCUUUAUACAUGUACCUUGAAAACAACAAAAAUUACAUCCCCCUUUUGCAAAUAUGUAUUACUGAUAGUCAUUGUAGUUUCCAGUUACAUAUCUUUUAAACAAUGAUGCAUGACUGAAUGAGAAAAGGAAUUAAUUAAUGUAUUUCGGAUUGUAUGUAAAAUUUUCUUUCACUUAAUAUGGACACAUUCUUCAGUGAUAUUAUAUUUAUAGGUGAAGAUAAUUGCAUGUAAGAUCUAAAAAAAAAUUAUGUAAUUCUUAACAAGUAUAACCAGACCUCUCUAUAUUGUCACUGUUUUCUAGACACAGUAAAACUCAGUUAUAGUGAAGUCCUGGGGACCUCUGAAUUUACUUUUACAAUAUCUGUGUUAUGUUUAUCAGUAUAAUGAAUUCAAUUAAAGUUUAAUAGCAAAUUCACAAUAUACACAUGUACAUCAUGACCAUUGAACAUGUUUAGGGAGGUGAUAAAUACAUUUAUAAAACUUUCUUUGGGGUACUUUAGAUUUUUGGUCAAUUGAAUUUUGAAUGUAAAUACUUACCAAAAAAAUAAUAAAGAUUUUUUUUUGGGAUUAAGGAUUUUGAAAAUUAAAUUAUGAAAGCUAGUGUAAAACUCUAUAGGUUGGACACAAAAUCACUUUGCUAUAUACAUGUGUAUUUUGAAAUUCAUUAUAUCAGAAUUCUUUAAACCGUAGUAUUUCCACCAGAAUCUUAAGAAUUUUUUGUGAUGCGGAUUGAUCCAGAAGAAUUUGCUAUAUCCAUGAAUUCAUUAUUAUCUGUUUCUGUACUCAAUGAGUUUUACUGUUGUGCUUGACGAGAAAAUGCUUGUAAACUAGAUUUUUUUUUAAUUAAAAAGGGCAGUGUCUUUCAGAUUAAUCCAUAUUUUACUCAGACUGUGAUUUAUUUUCAUUGCUUAUGUUUGUAUAAAUGCUUCCUUAGUGGAAAUAUAGUUACAUGUAGUACGUAUGAUUGUUUUGUUAAGAAGUGAAACUAUCACCAAAUCUAAUUCAUGCAGUCAUGGUGCAAGAGAAAAGAAAAGAACUGCAUGUUACAUGUAACUGUGACACUUUCAAAUGUGAUGCAGGAAUAAUACAUGUACAUGUACAUAUUAUGUUUUAAUAAUAUGUAAUUGUUGAAAAGAUUGAGCAUGAAAAAUAAUUAAGUAAUGAAUUCCAUAACUCAAAUGAAUCAUAGUAUUGCAAUUCUCUUACCUUGUUUAACUUUUGUUUGAGAACAGUUUAAGAACUGUUUAGUAUUUCAAUUUGCCUCUUUUUUUUCAACAAUCAAAUGACAUUUUUGUUUUUUGUACCUUUAAAAUUUUUAAUAUUUGUUAUAUGUAAUAUCCCUAACACAUUAAUUUCAAAAGUUAU